Molecule: messenger RNA, 1164 nt
Organism: Meloidogyne enterolobii
Lineage: Eukaryota; Metazoa; Nematoda; Chromadorea; Rhabditida; Meloidogynidae
Source: the annotation of a GenBank genome assembly
UAGUAUAGAUAAGAAACAGGCUGGGGAUGGAUGUAGAAGAAGUGGGGUCCUGAUGGAGGGUCCAAGAUAACUUGAAGGUUUAUCGGCUCGGUUAACUCCGAAAAAUUUUUAGUGAAACCGACAAUCCUAAGAUUGAAAACAGAAUUGGGGAAAAAAAGGACAUAUUUGCUAGAAAGGCUUGAAGCAAAAUUUGCUAGGGUCGGAAGAGAGAGGGGGGGGGUAGUAGGAUUGAAGACAGAUUUUAAAAAGACUGAUUGACUUGAUAAUACAAAUAUAUCACGGUUGGAACUGUCUUCAUGAAAAAAGCUAAGGGAAUUAAGAAGAGCUAUGGGGGAGAUAUGAGAAAACUUGGGGCUAUUAUGGAAUUAAGAAGAGAAUCCAGUCAAUGUAUUAACAGCAUCAAAUGGAAUGCCUGUCCCCUCAUUAACAGAUUCAUUAACUGUCGGACCUCGAGGCCCCACGCUUUUACAAGACUUUGUACUUCUCGAUAAUCUUUUCACCUUUGACCGUGAACGCAUUCCUGAAAGAGUUGUGCAUGCUGUAGGUGCUGCAGCUUUUGGAGAAUUUGUUGUUACUAACGAUGUUACAAAAUAUACAAAAAUGGAUAUGUUAAAAAAAAUUAAUCAAACUACCCGUGUUUUUGUUCGUUUCUCUACUGUUGGCGGCCGAGCUGGAAGUGCUGAUACAGCAAGAGAUCCUCGCGGUUUUGCAGUAAAAUUUUAUACUGAAGUUGGAAAUUGGGAUCUUGUUGGAAAUAAUUUGCCAGUUUUCUUCAUUAACGACGCUAUAAAAUUCCCAGCUUUUGUUCACUCCCAAAAAUUAAAUCCAGUAACAAACUUGGGUGACCCAACAAUGACUUGGGACUUUUUAUCUUUGAAUCAGGAAUCAAUGAAUAUGGUUAUGAGAGUUUUUUCUGACUUGGGGACGCCUGAUGGUUUUCGUAAAAUGGAUGGAUUUGGUGUGCAUACUUAUGUUUUGGUAAAUGCAAAAGAUGAAAAAGUUUAUUGCAAAUUCCAUUGGAUAAGCCAACAAGGACAUGCUAAUUUGACAGCCGAACAAGCAACACUUUUGGCUGGUACUAACCCAGGUUAUUCUACUGGUGAUUUAUACAAUGCUAUUGCACGUGGAGAUUUUCCAAAAUGGAAUUUAAAAAUACAGGUUUAA